This is a messenger RNA of Sorex fumeus (smoky shrew), 2995 nucleotides long. It is a transcript of the gene SNRK, whose product is annotated as SNF related kinase. Bases 283 to 2589 code for a protein of 768 amino acids. NCBI's taxonomy places the organism in Eukaryota, Metazoa, Chordata, Mammalia, Eulipotyphla, Soricidae. The transcript has 7 exons. The record is from RefSeq and is a predicted model, not a curated record. Gene Ontology annotation, cellular component: cytoplasm. Gene Ontology annotation, molecular function: ATP binding; protein serine/threonine kinase activity; tau-protein kinase activity. Gene Ontology annotation, biological process: intracellular signal transduction; protein phosphorylation; microtubule cytoskeleton organization.
CCGCGGCCGGCUGUCCGCUCCGUAUUAUGAUUAGCGCUGGGUGCGGGGACUCGGCAGCCGGGAGGGAGUCGUCGGCGCCGCGGCCGCUGCGGACGGACGGCCGCCUGCAGGCGCAGGAGGAAGAAACAACAAGCCAAGCAGUGAUAACAAGGAUCAUGCAAUAUGCAGCUUGCGCGAUGUCCAUGGCAACGUAGAAAAUGAAUUCCUUCUUGUUACCAGAAUUUCUUUUAUGAGAAGAUCCGUUUGAAGCAAUCUAAAUAUUUUCUCUUCUGUGGGACCAGCAUGGCAGGAUUCAAGCGAGGAUAUGAUGGAAAGAUUGCUGGGUUAUAUGAUCUGGAUAAAACCUUGGGGCGAGGCCAUUUUGCAGUGGUUAAACUUGCCAGGCAUGUCUUUACAGGUGAAAAAGUGGCAGUGAAAGUUAUUGACAAGACAAAAUUGGACACUCUAGCCACUGGUCAUCUUUUCCAAGAAGUGAGAUGCAUGAAACUAGUGCAGCAUCCCAACAUUGUACGUCUUUAUGAAGUUAUUGACACCCAGACCAAACUGUAUCUUAUUUUAGAACUUGGGGAUGGAGGAGAUAUGUUUGAUUAUAUAAUGAAACACGAGGAGGGCCUUAAUGAAGAGUUGGCCAAGAAGUACUUUGCACAGAUAGUUCAUGCUAUAUCUUAUUGCCAUAAACUCCACGUAGUUCACAGAGAUCUAAAACCAGAGAAUGUGGUCUUCUUUGAAAAACAAGGUCUUGUCAAGUUGACAGACUUUGGUUUCAGCAACAAAUUUCAACCAGGGAAGAAGCUCACAACAAGCUGCGGAUCUCUUGCAUAUUCUGCUCCGGAAAUUCUGCUUGGUGACGAGUAUGAUGCUCCUGCAGUAGAUAUAUGGAGCCUGGGAGUGAUCCUGUUCAUGCUGGUGUGUGGGCAGCCGCCCUUUCAAGAGGCCAAUGACAGCGAGACACUGACCAUGAUCAUGGAUUGCAAAUAUACGGUACCAUCCCAUGUGUCUAAAGAGUGCAAGGACUUGAUCACUCGGAUGUUGCAGAGAGAUCCCAAGAGAAGAGCCUCCUUAGAAGAGAUUGAAAACCACGCUUGGCUCCAGGGCGUGGACCCUUCGCCUGCCACCAAGUAUAAUAUCCCGCUGGUGUCGUACAAGAACCUCUCGGAGGAGGAGCACAACAGCAUCAUUCAGCGCAUGGUGCUCGGGGAUAUAGCCGACCGGGACGCCAUCGUCGAAGCCCUGGAGACAAACAGGUAUAACCACAUCACAGCCACUUACUUCUUGCUUGCUGAAAGGAUCCUGAGGGAAAAGCAAGAAAAAGAAAUACAAACCAGAUCUGCAAGCCCAAGCAAUAUCAAGGCCCAGUUUAGGCAGUCGUGGCCAACCAAAAUCGAUGUACCCCAGGACCUGGAGGAUGACCUCACGGCCACUCCUCUGUCCCACACGACCGUCCCUCAGUCUCCCGCUCGGGCGGCGGACAAUGUUCUCAACGGUCACAGAAGCAAAGGCCUGUGUGAGUCGGCCAAGAAGGACGAGCUCCCCGAGCUGGCAGGGCCCGCGCUCGCCAUGGUGCCCGCGGCAAGUCUGAAGCCGGCGGCCAGUGGCCGGAAGUGUCUUUUCCGCGUGGAGGAAGACGAGGAGGAGGAUGAGGAGGACAAGAAGCCCGUGUCCUUGUCCACGCAGGUGGUGCUACGCCGGAAGCCCUCGGUGACCAACCGCCUGACGUCGAGGAAGAGUGCGCCCGUCCUCAACCAGAUCUUCGAGGAGGGGGAGUCGGACGACGAGUUCGACAUGGAUGAGAACCUGCCGCCCAAGCUGAGCCGCUUGAAGAUGAACAUCGCCUCGCCGGGCACCGUGCACAAGCGCUACCACCGGCGGAAAAGCCAGGGCCGGGGCUCCAGCUGCAGCAGCUCCGAGACCAGCGACGACGACUCCGAGAGCCGCCGGCGGCUCGACAAGGACGGCGGCUUCACCUAUUCCUGGCACCGCCGGGACAGCAGCGAGGGGCCGCCGGGCAGCGAGGGCGACGGCGGGGGCCAGAGCAAGCCGGGCAAUAGCAGCGCUGGGGCGGACAAGGCCAGCCCCAGUGAGAACAACGCGGGUGGGGGCAGCCCCUCCAGCGGCUCGGGCGGCAACCCCACGGGCACGUCGGGCACCACGCGCCGCUGUGCCGGGCCCCCCAACUCCAUGCAGCUGGCCUCGCGCAGCGCCGGGGAGCUGGUGCAGAGCCUCAAACUCAUGAGCCUGUGCCUGGGCUCCCAGCUGCAUGGGGGCACCAAGUACAUCCUCGACCCCCAGAAUGGCCUGUCGUUUUCCAGCGUGAAGGUCCAGGAGAAGUCCACCUGGAAAAUGUGCAUCAGCUCGGCGGGGGGCCCCGGGCAGGCCCCUGCCGCCGCCGUGGGCCGCGUCAAGUUCUUCUCUGACCACGUGGCCAGCACCGCCGCCACCGAGCUAGAGCGGCUCAAGAGCAGGAACCUGAAAAAUAACGUGCUGCAGCUACCUCUGUGCGAAAAGACCAUCUCUGUGAACAUCCAGCGGAACCCCAAAGAGGGACUGCUGUGCGCCUCCAGCCCGGCCAGCUGCUGCCACGUCAUCUGACCCUGGCCCCCAUCCUGCCCUCCCCCCGCACACUUUCUGCUCCCAGCCGAGAGGCCUGGCUCACUGCGCUGCUCCGUUCUGGGUUUUGCCGCCGUCAAGUGGGCGCGUUAGGAGCAAUUAUUUAUUUCGUUGUCAUUCGUUCGCCUGACGAUGUGACCAUGCAUGGUCUUUGUGCAUGCUGCUAGACUCCACUUUUUUUUUGUUGUUGUUGUUGUUUUGUUUUUGUUUUGUUUUGUUUCUGUUUCGUUUUUCCAGCCGAGAAAGGUCUAUUGUGUCAUUCUUACAUUCAUAGUUUCCAUGUGGCUGAUCAGGAUUCAAUUAAAAUAUCAAUUUGGAACCCAACAGAAAUGGAGCACUUAGAAAUUUGAUGUCCUGCACUUAACCUAGAGCAAGGGUGGUGGGGGAU